UAAAAGUCCAACAAAGUCAACAUGGACAAAAACAAAAUGAAUAUAUUUUAGAAUUAUAUAAAACACUGUUCAUAUUAAUUACAACAAAUCAUAGCAAUAAUAACUUAUUACAAUAUGCUAUACAAAUAUUUACAAAAGGUCAAAAUAGUUCUUCAUCAACAAUUAAUAAAUAUUGUACUGAUUGUUUAUUAACAAUUAAAAAUAUGAUACAUCCAAUUCUACCAACUUUAUAUUUACCAAAUAAAAAUGUUAAAAAUGAGAAUGGUCAUCAUCAGUUUAAUUUAUUCAUCAAUGAUAAUACGGGAUUGAACAAGAUUGAUAAACAUAAUGAAAAUCCAGGACGUAUUGAUGAAAAUAAUGAAAAUCCACCAAUAAUAGGGAGUAAUGAUGAAUAUUAUGUAAAUCCACGUCGUACUAGUGAAAGUGUACGAAGUAAAGAUGAUAAUGAAGAUAAUGUAAUAACACUAAGCGAUGAUGAUAAUGAAAUGAUUGUUGAUAAAGAUGCUGAAAUAUUGGAAAAAUUAAAAAGAUUGGAAAGUGUUGAGGAACUUGAUGAAACUAUCAUUGAAGAUAGUAAUGAUCAAUCAAUAUCGAAAUUAACAACGCAAACAAUAACAAUUGAUGAUCAACCAAAACCAGGAACGUCUUCUUCAACGAUAACAAUAAGUGACGAAUACCAUGUUAACGAUCGGUUACAACAAAAACCAGGAACUUCAUCAACUAUAUUAUCAACAAUAACAAUUGAUGAUGCUGUUCAACAAAAGACUAUUUCAACAUCGCAAACAAUAACAAUUGAUGGGGAUGAAAAUGUAUCGAAAAAAGAAUCCUCGCCUGUAGUGAUAAUUAAUGAUCAAGAAAAUUCGCAAUUAUCGUCAGUAUCGGUUGUGAAUGAUAAUGAUAAUGAAGAAAUUAUAAACGAAAAUAUGAUGAUUACAACUUUUGUUAAUAUUUCAAAUAUUUAAAUAAAUAAAUAAAUUUUUAUUUAU
Molecule: messenger RNA, 986 nt
Organism: Chrysoperla carnea
Lineage: Eukaryota; Metazoa; Arthropoda; Insecta; Neuroptera; Chrysopidae
Exons: 3
Coding region: 204-962 (252 amino acids)
Source: RefSeq, a predicted model, not a curated record